This is a messenger RNA of Anguilla anguilla (European eel), 9092 nucleotides long. RefSeq names its product early growth response 3 (gene egr3). Gene Ontology annotation, molecular function: RNA polymerase II cis-regulatory region sequence-specific DNA binding; DNA-binding transcription factor activity, RNA polymerase II-specific. The coding region runs from base 343 to 1614 and encodes 423 amino acids. The transcript has 2 exons. NCBI's taxonomy places the organism in Eukaryota, Metazoa, Chordata, Actinopteri, Anguilliformes, Anguillidae. Gene Ontology annotation, biological process: regulation of transcription by RNA polymerase II. The record is from RefSeq and is a predicted model, not a curated record.
UGAGCAAUACAUCGAGCUGCGCUACACUUGCGCAGCCAGCGCCACCGUUUCAUUUAUUCAGACGCUCAGCUAAUCCAAACACGCAAACGAAUAUUUUCUCAACAAAUUAACUUUUAAACAAUUUCCUGUCAACAAAUAUUUCUUGAACAAACAAGAUAAAUCAGCGUUGCAUUUGUCGGGAACUUCUGUUGGAUACAACAAAAUACCUGGGAUUUUUUUCUCUGUUUUCUCCAAGUAUUCUUACUGACCGCCGUCUACCGUGUUGUCAUUUAAAAAAAACUCGUUUGGCGUAUCGGUACGGAUACCAAUACGUUGCCAUUUAUGACAGACUGAAUAACUGCUAUGACAGGGAAACUAGCGGAGAAGCUCCCUCUUACCAUGAGCAGUUUAAUAAACAUUCCUGAAAGUCUUUACCCCGAAGAGGACAUUCCUACGUCUAUGAACAUUUUCACCAGCACGGAUUCUAUUUCCCACUACUCCCAGAUGAACACAGACAAUAUCAUGGACUUGGGGAUGGGAAAUGAAAAAGGCAGUGCAGAGCUCCAGUACAGCUCAAGCUUCCCCCCCAACCGCAGCGGACAGACAGUAACCUACCUGGGAAAGUUUGCCUUCGACGCACCCCCCUCUGGUGGGAUAGGAGGUUCGGGCUGGUGCUCGGACAACAACAUCAUUAGCCUGGUGAGCGCCGGCAUCCUGGGAGUGUCCCCGUCCCCCGGGACCAUCACCACGCAGACCAGCUCGUCCGGAGGCACUAUGGCUGGCCAGUCCUCGGACAUGGAGCAGGUGUACGGAGCCCCGCUGCCCCCUUACUCCACCUGCAGCGACAUGUACCAGGACCAGGUCUCCUUCCACCACAGCCCCGCCACCACGACCACCCCGCUCCCCUACCCCGGCACCGACUACCACACCACCUCCAAACCCUCCAUGGACAGCACCCUCUUCUCCAUGAUCCCCGACUACAACCUCUUCCACCACCAGGGGGAGGUGGGCGUGAUGGAGCACAAGCCGUUCCAGACCAUGGACCCCAUCCGGGUCAACCCUCCGCCCAUCACCCCCCUGGAGACCAUCCGGGCCUUCAAAGACAAGCAGCAGAUCCACCCGGGGUUCAUCGGUGGGCAGCAGCACGCGGCCCAGCACCACCAGCCCCCCCAGACCCUGACCCUCAAGCCCAUCCGACCGCGGAAGUACCCCAACCGGCCCAGCAAGACGCCCGUGCACGAACGGCCGCACGCCUGCCCGGCGGAGAACUGCGACCGGCGCUUCUCGCGCUCGGACGAGCUGACGCGCCACCUGCGCAUCCACACGGGCCACAAGCCCUUCCAGUGCCGCAUCUGCAUGCGCUCCUUCAGCCGCAGCGACCACCUGACCACACACAUCCGCACGCACACGGGCGAGAAGCCCUUCUCCUGCGACUUCUGCGGCCGCAAGUUCGCCCGCAGCGACGAGCGCAAGCGGCACGCCAAGGUGCACCUCAAGCAGAAGGAGAAGAAGCUGGCGGACAAGGCGGGCGGGGCGGUGGCGGCCGGCGGCGGCAGCCACAGCUCCCCCCCCAGCUCCUGUGGCAGCACGGGCGGCGGAGCCGGGACCAUCAUGACUGUCACCACCUGCGCUUAGCAACCGGCCGCGCCCCGCUUCAGACGAGACUGGGGGGGAAAAAAAAAAAAAAGGAGAGGCCUGCUUUUCACAAUGAGAAGAAAUAUAGGACUCUCGUGCUAUCUCUUUCUGUUUCUCUCUCCCUGUCUCUCUCUUUCCCUCUCUCUGCCUUUUUGUUUCCAGAUGGGAAACCCUUCCCUUAAUUUUAAGACGGACUCCUUUUUUGUUUUGAGAACGGAGGGGAAGCGGGAGAGCACGGGUUUCGUCCGUACGGCGCAGAGAGGCUGGAGGGCCCGGGUGCUGGUCCCUUAUCGGCAGCACGGGGCAAAGCCUGGAGGAGCGGGGUGUCCCUUCGACCGUGGUACUUCUGUGAGGCUGUGUUGAAUAAACUGUGGAAUCGCCGAUCCGAAUUCCAGCAGUUUUUGUUUCCUGAGUCUGUAAAAAAAAAUCUUCCUUGAAUCUGGGAUAUCACAGGGAUAUCGGGCCAGGGUUAGGCUGAGGUUUGGCUGAAACGGGCAGAAUUUACAAUACGGCUGUCUGCGAAACAAGUGAGCUGUUCUUGGUUAUGUCAGGGUUAUUUGGUAUUUUCGUUUGUGUGUCUGUUUGUUUUAACAGUACGAGGCAUAGUGUUUGCAUACUGUUGGUAAUACCUUAUUUGAUGCUCUUUGGUUUGCCUAUCUUUCUGUUAUACCUGUAAUGUUUUCAUAUACUGAAUUAUUGUACUACAAAAUGUGCCAAAAAUGGAAAGUGAUGGCCAACUUGAUUUAUAAAUUGUUCCCCGGGAUUGAGAGAAAAUCCCAGGUAUAUGAAUAGCAUUUCAGGUGUUCAUUGCAUGGCUGAUUUGGUUGCCUUCACCCUUAAAGUAUUCACAGGUUCUUUAUGUUGUGUCAUUUGUCCAACGCCAUGCCAACUACAGAUGUAGUUUUAAUCUUACGUAGUUCAAAUACGUACUUCACAAAGGAGUGUCGCGUCCAUUUACUGCUGCUAGGCAGUAUAAAAUUCCAAACAAUGUCAGGCAUGCUGAUGAGGAUGCUGUAUUUCUGAAUGGGGAACCCUUGGGUCUCAAUUAAACACUUGCAGACCAUCCAUCAAUAGCAAAAUGCUAUUUGUUUUAUAUAUCAGCAUUGAUCAAGACAGGAAAUAGUUUCCUUUCUCCAUUGGAAUGUGGUCGGAUUUCCAUCUGGCCCGAUUUCAAAAUGUCAGAAGUUUUCUUUGCUGUUCAGAUGUUAAAAUGGUGGCUGUUGUGGCACGUUGCUAUUGUUUUAGCUCACACAUGUAUCUUUGAAAUGAAAGAGCUUGAUAUUUCUCAUUUGUCCAUACUGUAAAAUGCUUAUGGUUUUGAAUAACAAUGUGCACCAGCUAUCUUUGAGUAAAGCAUAUACAAUCGAAUAGGCUGGAUAUUUCAAAUUAUAUCUCACUGUAUCAUAGCUUACAAGGUGCAUCACAAAAAGUAUAGAAAAAAAUGUUAUAGAACUUCCACUGUAAAUAUAUGCAGUGGGGAUGUACCUGAGAAUUCAUGUCAGACCAACAAGGAACAGUGGAAAAUAAUGACACACAAACAUUUUGAAUGUAUAGGUUGUCCUUUUACAAACAAAAUUGUUGCUCUGUUUGUUUUUUUUAUAUCUGGUUUUUGGUCACUUGGUCAGCUCUUGAUGAAAUGCUGUUACAUAUCCAGUCUUGCACUGACAUAUGCCUUUUAAUAUCACCUUCGUAUGCUGUCUGAAAAUAGAAUCUUUGCCACUCUAUUGUAACAUCAUUUCUGGAUUUGACUAGGGUUGGAUUUUAAAGCCUUUACUUGUGCAACUGUUGACUGAAGCCUGCCAGCUAUAUGCCUGCCUAGUGAGACCUUGUUCAAUGAAAACUGUUCAAAUAUUUUGCAUACCACUCUAAGCUCUGCAGGAGCUCCAAACACAGUUCGAUAGGACUCGUUUUUAAAAGUAUCGUCACGGUAACAAUUCAUACUGGAAACAUUUAUGGGAGAUUUGAACCGUCUAACUGAGGGAUUGAGAAAUUUUGUACAGAAAUAAAUUUACAUAUAUUACUACAUCUUUUAUACCCAGAAUGUAAAAAAGCGCAGUAGCUGUCUUCAGUAUUAAAUGUUGUGAGUGUGUGUGUAUGUGUGAAUAUGUAUGUAUAAUAUAUAGUAUAUAUUAUACAUAUAAAUUAUAUACGCAAGCACAACGAAAUUGACUGAAUGUUUAUACAGAGGAUUUCUUAAGAUGCUUUUCUUUUUUGAUGAAGCAGACUAUUUGUAUAUACAGUACAGAAUGUUUUAUGGUGAUUAGACUGUUUGCGCGGAGAACUUGGCUGUCUGUGUUCACAGCCAGUGGGGAUGGACAGCUGAGUGCAGCCCAGAGAGGAGCAUUGAGACAGUGUCGCACAUGGUGCGUUUUCCAUUUCUUUUAUUUUUAAAAUAUCAAAUGUUAUACGUGAUGUAAAUAUAAAAAGGAAAGAAAAAAAAUCCUGGAGACACUGAAUGAGGUGUUUAUAAAAAUUAAUAAACAGAAAAGAUAUUUGAAAAACUGUUUUGUGUAUUUUAAUUGCAUGCUUCUUAAAGAGUAGGCCUUUCUGUCAUGGGUACGUUAUAAUACUUCAGUUAACAGCUUUCCAUUCUACACAUGGGAAUAUACACGCAUAUGAAAUGUUACAUAUCUGAGGUCUGGUUGUGCAUGCUCCUGCAAUCUGCACAUGCACCAAAUUUUUGUUAAAUAUCCUGAGAACAGUUCGCAGAUUUUUUGGAUUCUGUCAUAAAUCACUCUGUCUAAAAAAUAUGAAGUGAAUCAUUCUGACUAUAACAAGUAUAAUAACCAAUUCUCAGGACUAUUACAAAGUGAUCCCCUGAGACCAUCUUCAUAUUACUCUUGAAACAGGCUACUUGAUUAUUUUAUUGAUAGACAGUCACAUAAAUAGUGUGCCUGUUUUUCUCACACAAUAUGGGUUCACACAUUCAGCAUGCAAGACCUGUGAGAUUUCUUUAGAAAUCGACAAAAAUACAUUUUACCAUAAGAUGAAAAACCUUGCUACGCUGUACUCAAUGCUCCAUCGCACCAGUAUGGCUGUUAUUGGAGAUCACUGCUCUAAUUGUGCUUGUCUUUUACUGGGGUCAGUUGUAUCUAGCUCUUUAGUCUCAGUUGCUUGUGUUUUGUGCUUGACAUUUGUGUUGAAUGGAGGUCCAGGAUCUCAAUGAAUGCCUGAGUAUGGUACAGCUUGCAAGAGUACUGAAGGGCAAAUAUGCUAAACAAAAUGUUCUUAUUCUCUGGGUGCUGGAUAUGCAUAGGCCUUCAUGAACUACAUUUUAAGCAAGUCUUCUGUGGGGAAAACGCUCAAAAAUACCCUUUUCUUUUCAGCCGUUUUUUUUAUUUUUUGAAUGCAGUUUUGAUGCAGGAAACCUUUGUGUGAGCCCAUUAAAAGUCACAUCAUGCACACAUCUGUAAUUUGUUGAACACUAAAGUGUCUAACUGCUGUUAUUUUGUUAUUCAGUAGAAAUGUGUGCUAUCAUGUACAUUCGAUUUAGAAUCUAUUAUGUAUGAACAUAGCCUUCUCGAUUACCAAGGCUGCUUGCCCAGUUAGAAUUUCGCUGUUCGCUCAACUCUUGUGCUCUAUCAAGAAAUGUUAAAAAUAACACCUCGCCCAAUCGGGUGGCUUUGUACCGUAAAACAACCCCUGCAGGAACGAGGAGCACUGGAGACGAGGCGAGGGCACUGAGAGCACAAUCAAAAACGUGCCUCUAAAGACUACCCUCGCUUGCGCGAACCGGUUUCCUUCGUUGCGUUUCCUGGCAGGCCUCCAUUCCGUCUCCAAUUAACUAGACGCCCGAUGGCUCCAGAAAGUAUUUUUUUCCACUUUGUUUAAGUAGAUAAAUGAAUAACCCAUCGCAUCUUCUAUAUUUUAGACGUUAACGCGAUUUACUGCGGUUAUGUAAACUACCGGUUUUUCAAAAAUGUCAUAGCCUAUUGCUUGUAGCCUUCUUGUUUUGUCCGUAGCAUAAUAUUGAUUUGAAGCCAGAAAACGGUAACUGUCAAAUUCACUAAAAUUAGAACAAGAUCCAAGAUCCAUCGUUACAUGUAUUGUUUAUUUAAACCUAACAUCAUUAUAUUGCAAUAUAAUAAUAAUAAUAAUAAUAAUAACAACAACAAUAAAGACAACCAAUGAUUAUAUUUUAAUUACAGCAUAUGGCCAUAUAAAUCCAUUGUCUAUAGCAACUCCUUUUAUUGUUACAGCAUUAAAUAAAGAUGAAGUAAAUAAAUCACAUUUAAUGGAUGUUUGAAAAUGAUUCAAAAGCCCUACUUUCCAGUUCUUGUUUGUGAGAUGGUAUCAUAUUUUCAGAAUUCAGUCACCCUAUAACAACCAUUUAUGCUGGAAAGAAAUGGUAAGCAAUAAAUGCCUCUAUUGACCUGAAAUGUUAAAUCAAUCCUCUGCACUGUUAUUUGCUUCAAGCUAAGCAAAGAUUUUAAAUUUCUCUCCAAAUAUGGCCCUGAAUUUAUGCACAAUCACAGCCUUUUUUAAAACGUAUUAACUGUGUACAUUAGUGAGCAUAUCUGACUGCACUGAGGGAACAUGGAGGUACUGAGGAGAAAAAAUACUGAGCUGCUGAGACAGGUUUGGCUCUUAGGUAGAAAGGGCAAAAAUAAUCUAUAUCUGUAAAACUUCAGUGUCUCAACAGAUUUGAUGCUGACUAUUAUCAAGCCAGGUUUGCAAUGUUGCUCCAGCCGAUUCUGUUUUGCUGUGAUGUCUUCAUUUCAGCUGCUCUUAUGGUGCAGAAUAUGCCAAAUUCUAGAGCCCACUUGAAAAAUAGCUGCUGGCUUAAUUUUUAUUUAUUUUAUUUAUUUAUCUAUUUACUUUGUAUCUCAUUCAGCCAAAAACGAGACUGAGAAGCUGAGGCCAAGCACUGGCAAUAAAAAUAGCAAGGCCAGAUCUGACAGAUAAUACAGUCGGCCCAGUAGAUUUGCUGCUAGCUGGUGUGAGCAUGAAUUUUGAUUUAUGGAAUGGAAUGCGGCUUGGUUUUGGACGUGAAACUGUGUUUAGCUAAGGCUCGUGAAAAGGGUGGAAGCUGCUCUCGGAAAAGAAAAGCAAAAUGCCAAAAUAAUUCCGUCUGGCACCAAAAGCACCUGCCAUGUAAUUACAGAUGCAAAAAAAGCAUAUGUGACUGAGAAGACGCCCUCUAUAUUAAUGACAUAUGCACACACAGCAGGUGAUUAAAACAAAGUGCUUGUUUUUUCAUUGUUUCAUUUUUUUUUUUGUUUUGUUUUGUUCAACCUAACUGCAAGUGAGAUUGUGCAAAUAUGAAAGUUGUUCAGUUUAAAGACGUACAAAUAUACCAAGGUAUUUUGUUAACUGCAUGAAAAAUUAUUCUGUGCAUCACAUCUGUCUUAGAUCUCAGUAGUCUGUUCAUCUGCACGUUAUUUUUUCGAUUUGUGAACAUUACCUUCUGAAUAAUGUUCCAUUCAUCAGCCUCCUAAUGAUAUCCGUUACUGAUAUACAGUAUGAGGUGAAUGAUUAGACAGCAAGAUUAGAGUCAGCUUUGCCAACAUGCCAGUUUGUGACAAACAUGUCGUGGAUAUUUGCAAUGACAGAUUUUGCCCUGAGAGAUGAUUUUCCUUAUAUACAAGAGGGUGGGGUACACUGGCAGUCCUGACUAGUGUCAAAUUAUAGCAGCAGUGAGACACUCAGCAGUCUUUCAGCUCAGUCAUCCAGCACCAGUGUUGUUGAGAAGGUACCUCCAGGUUUUGGCUGGAGAAAAAGACUGACGAAUGCUCAUUUAUCACCAUCCAUGUCACACACUGAGACAAACCCGCACGCACAGCCUUAAGAAAGUGAAGGCGGUUAUACCCAACAGUAAAGAGACAGCUUGGUAGAUGUUUCCCACACAGGGCUGUAAAGUGAUUCUGAAUCAGACUUUCUAGCAUCAGACUCAUGACAGUGACAAUAAUAAUUAUGUUGAUGAUUAUGUUAUUUGAAGAAAGACAUAGGGAAAUUUAAAUAAGGAAACAAGCGUUCUUUGAGGGAAAAAAACACUGUUUCUUCCAAUGCUAUGCUGGUAUUUUUUUUCUUCUUUUGCUUUAACUGAAUUUGUUUUUGCCAACAAAUGAUGCUGUUCUGAAAUUUAGCUGAUUUUAUAUAAAAUAGUAAUCAUAAAAAAUAAUAAGCUUCCGCUAAGCUCACUUUGUGUUCAGUACAUACAUGAUUACAUACAGAGAUUCCCUGCACUCCAAGAGUUAAUAUUUUAUAAUUACUUAACUCUUGUCUCUGGUAGCAUGAAUGCUUUGUGUGCUCAUGUCUGUUUGCUGAUGUGUGAGUGAGCAUGUGUAUUUGGUUCGUUAGAGCCCAUUGGAUUUGAAGUUCUGGACUGAAAGAAGACGGGCCUCCCCAGAGAACAGCCUUGCGCCUCUCUGCCUUCCUGUCUUGGUGGCUAUGCUGUUCGGCCUUGGACUUGAGCCCAAACUAACCAGCCACGUUUGUGCCAAAUUGGGUUGCAGGGUCGGGUGAUUAGGAACAAUAUGCGCUCGAGGCUCCCCAGAAGCAACAAAAACGCAAAUGUGACCUUAGUCAGGCUACAGCUUUAGCCAGGUCAAUGCUGAUGUCUGUGUUUACUCAUUUAAUUCAGUCUCUGCUAAGCCACUUUUGUGCUUGGUCAUUAAAGACUGAGAGUAAACAUUCCUCUCAUAACCUUGACUUCCUCUUGUAAAUGUGUAAAUGGCAGUUGGCUCGUUUUGUCCAAUUCAACCUAUAGCAUGGUGACAAAUAAAGAUUAGGCCCCAAAGUUCUGCAUUGGAGAGGGUGGUGUCAACCAUUUGAAAUCAUUGAGUUUACUGAUACUGACAAGAGUUUAUCCCUGCAAUGCCAUGCACCUCAAUACAGCUCUGUGCUGUAUUUCAUAUAUUCAUAAUUUGGAUUAUUUCUAAUUCAAUGUUUUCAGAGUUUUUUUCCAAACAUUGUCUAAUUAUAUCUUCCUGUUUGCAUGUUGCUGCACGAAAUCUUGACAUUUUUAGCAUCAACCAGUGGGAUCAAAGGUUGAUCUUGAUUAUUUGAAUUUGCAUGGCAGUAAAAAAACAAAAAAAACAAACAUUGUUUACAGAAAAGGGAAAAGGGGACAAAUACUUAACAAGAAAUUCUUACUUUUUAAGGAAAUUUGGGAACAUUUCAUUGAGAUUCUAAAGUAUUGUUUGUUUUGUUUUUGAAAGAAAACAAAAGGUCUUGUUAUAUAUUUUGUGGAUGUUUUUACUUCAUGGCUUUUUCUAUUACCUUAUACUAAGGUACUAUGUGCUAAAAUAAGUUCUGAAUAUUGUUAUGAAAUUAUUAUAAUUACCAUUAUUUUGUGCAGAGGUGAUUUUUUCACCUCAUGGUUUACUUGGCUCCUCAGUUUGUUGUAAUGCAAAUGUUUUGUUAUUAAUGCAUAAAGCAUUUGAAUUAAAAAAAAAAAAGUUGUAUUUGUGUACCAUUUGCACUGUGAUCAAAAAUGAAAAAUACGGAAGUAAAUAUAUUGUGUUGCUGACAAUCAA